This is a messenger RNA of Planococcus citri (citrus mealybug), 1615 nucleotides long. Its product is annotated as pyrokinin-1 receptor-like. The record is from RefSeq and is a predicted model, not a curated record. NCBI's taxonomy places the organism in Eukaryota, Metazoa, Arthropoda, Insecta, Hemiptera, Pseudococcidae. The transcript is spliced from 5 exons. Gene Ontology annotation, biological process: neuropeptide signaling pathway. Bases 107 to 1243 code for a protein of 378 amino acids. Gene Ontology annotation, cellular component: plasma membrane. Gene Ontology annotation, molecular function: neuromedin U receptor activity.
UUUCUUAGCUUUAGUGUACCACAUACAUUGUAUCAUACCGGUACCGGGUACCUAGCCUACCACGAUAAGUCUGUCAGACGCCAGUUCCAUUCAACCAAUACAUAAAAUGAAAAGUUUAAAUUGCUCCUUCAUCAACUGCACUCGUACUGUAACCGACAACGAAUUGAAUUCUACCGCGAAUCAUAAUCUAACCAAACAUCAUCGCGGCUUCAACGGCAAUAUUCUCGACUCUGGUGCAGAUUUCGUCGAAGAGCUCGUUUUACGUGAUUCGUUAUAUGUCGUGAUUCCUUUGACAGUUUUAUAUUCGUUUAUAUUGAUCGCCGGUAUUUCGGGGAACCUCAUCAAUUGCUGGGUGAUAACCAAAAUAAAACGUAUGCACACAACUACCAAUUACUACCUGUUCAGCUUAUCCGUUUCCGAUUUAUUAUUGCUGACGUCGGGACUACCUCAAGAAAUCUAUUUAAUAUGGUUCAGAUAUCCGUACAUUUUUGGCGAAACGUUUUGCGUCCUAAGAGGACUCAUGGCUGAAACAUCGACAAACGCUACCGUACUGACAAUUACAGCAUUUUCGUUCGAAAGGUACAUCGCGAUAUGUCAUCCAUUCUUGGCGUACUCGGUGACCAAUUUAACUCGAACUGUUAGGCUGAUAUUGUUGAUUUGGGUUUUGGCGUUGGUUUUCGCAGCUCCUCAAGCUUUCCAAUUCGGCUUAGUCGCCCACGGGGGACCAGAAACUUUACAAUGCACAUUGAAACGAAUCAUUCUACCUCAUUCGUUCGAAUUAUCGACAAUAUUUUUCUUCAUCGUACCGAUGAUCUUGAUCACCUACUUAUACGCGAUGAUCGGUAUUAAAUUAAAGAAAUCAGGCAAAAUGAAACCAUCUCUUAAACGCAAAUCGCUCUACAACGGUAAUGCCAGUUCAGCGAACACAUCGCGAAGUUCCAUGUUCAGUCAGCAACGACCCGAACGAAAAAUAUCAAAAAUGCUCAUUGCAGUUGUGGUCACUUUUUUCCUGUGCUGGGCUCCAUUCCACGCUCAAAGAUUAGUCGCCAUGUAUGGUACGAAUUCAUCGUUGAUGAUGAAGAUCUACGACGUUGUUACUUACGUUUCGGCCAUUAUGUAUUAUACGUCGUCCAUGAUGAACCCAUUAUUGUAUCAGAUCACCUCUCGAAAGUUCAGAGACGCUUUCAAGGAGUCCAUCGGUCUAUUUUACAGCAGAACUCCUCAAGACGAAAGUUGCAAAUAGAGUACAACAGUUGAACUGCCGGAUUUCAAUCCUCGAAAUUUCCAGAACCGAGAUCAUUCGAGUCGCUGCAUAGAUCAGAUGAGUAUUCAUCACCGACUCCGAGUCCGAUUGAGAAAAAAUGGCGGAUGAAACGAGCGUUUCCAAUCGACAAUGCGAAGUUGACGAUGCGUUCUGCGUAAAUGUCACUCCAGUUUUGAAAGAAAAUUGUUGAAGGUGCCAGAUCAACAUUUCAUGCAUUGUUUCUAUGUAUCAUCUCCACAUGGAAUACUGUACUGUGGAGCUUGCCAUGAAAACACUUGGUUUAUUUACCUAUUUGUCAUUGAAAGUUUAUGAUACGAUGUAAUUUGAAUGAAAAUCAUAUUUGUGUUAUUA